Molecule: messenger RNA, 1224 nt
Organism: Tarenaya hassleriana
Lineage: Eukaryota; Viridiplantae; Streptophyta; Magnoliopsida; Brassicales; Cleomaceae
Product: cysteine protease XCP1
Exons: 4
Coding region: 23-1078 (351 amino acids)
Cellular component (GO): lysosome
Molecular function (GO): cysteine-type endopeptidase activity
Source: RefSeq, a predicted model, not a curated record
UCCAUCUUCAGCUAAAACAGCUAUGGAUUCCAAGUUCUCACUCUCUGUUUUCGCCCUUUCUUUAUCUGGUCUCCUCUGUUGUGCUCUUGCCCACGAUUUCUCCAUUGUCGGGUAUUCGCCCGAGCAUUUGGCUUCCACCGAUAAGCUCCUCUAUCUCUUCGGGUCGUGGAUGUCCAAACACAGUAAAUUUUACGGCAGCUUGGAGGAGAGGGUGCACAGAUUCGAGAUUUUCAGAGACAACCUGAUGCAUAUAAACAGGAGAAACAAUGAGAUCAGUAGUUACUGGCUUGGUCUGAACGAGUUUGCGGAUUUGACUCACGAUGAGUUCAAGAACAGAUAUUUAGGGCUUUCGAAACCAGAGAUCUCUAGAAAACGUGAAACCUCUGCUAAAUUCAGGUAUAGAGACGUCGACGGUUUACCCAAGUCUGUGGAUUGGAGGAAGAAAGGAGCUGUAACUCCAGUCAAGAACCAGGGUUCAUGUGGGAGUUGCUGGGCGUUUUCUACAGUUGCAGCCGUUGAGGGGAUCAAUCAGAUCGCAACCGGGAAUCUGACCACAUUGUCCGAGCAAGAACUGGUGGACUGUGACAGAAUCUUCAACAAUGGCUGCAAUGGAGGUCUCAUGGACUACGCAUUCGAGUACAUAAUCUCCAGCGGUGGCCUGCACAAGGAAGACGAUUACCCUUACCUCAUGGAGGAAGGGACUUGCCAAGAACAGAAAGAGGACAUGGAGCUCGUGACGAUAAGCGGUUAUGAAGAUGUUCCACAUAACGAUGAGGAAAGUCUCCUGAAGGCCUUAGCUCACCAGCCUGUAAGCGUGGCCAUCGAGGCCUCAGGAAGAGACUUCCAGUUCUACAGAGGGGGAGUUUUUGAUGGACCGUGUGGAACUGACUUAGACCAUGGAGUAGCUGCAAUAGGCUAUGGAUCAUCGAAGGGAUCGGGCUACAUCAUUGUCAAGAACUCAUGGGGAUCAAGAUGGGGAGAGAGAGGUUAUAUCAGGAUGAAGAUAAACACAGGUAAACCAGAAGGACUAUGCGGCAUCAACAAGUUAGCCUCUUAUCCUACCAAGGCUAAAAACUGAUGCAUUUCCUCCACAUCUUGCAGUUUUUCUUCUUUUGUUUCUUUCUUUCUUCUUCAUGCAACCUUGAUUUUAACCAUUUCAAACACACAUCAAUUUGUAUUGAUGAAUGUUGCAUCUGAAUAAUAUGGUCAAAGUAUCUUCAUCUA